UGUUAGGAGGAGUAAGUGAAUUUGAUUGUCGUCAGAACUAGAUUGCCAUAUGAGUUCUGAAAAGCAUUUGGCUCCUGAGGAUAACUGCUCUAAAAAUAGAUUUGGAGGAGAGGUUUUUCUUGGGUCCAGUUUCGGGUUCCAGCUGAGCUGACUUUAGGAAACUUGUUUGCUCCUGUUGCAAGACUACAGUGAGGACAAAUCGUUUCUUAUUCUGCCUUCAACAUUAAUUUUUGGAGAUAUCGACACACUCGCUCUGUCUGUGGAAAUCAAGCACUAAUAUUAUGGCUGACGACACAGAGGCUAAGCAUGGAGGAAGCAAAAAUGGAAAGAAAGACGGCCUCUCUGGAAGCUCAUUUUUCACCUGGUUUAUGGUAAUUGCUUUGCUGGGAGUUUGGACAUCAGUAGCAGUUGUCUGGUUUGAACUUGUAGAUUAUGAGGAAGUUCUAGGCAAGCUUGGGAUAUAUGAUGCUGAUGGAGACGGAGAUUUUGAUGUGGAAGAUGCUAAAGUAUUGCUAGGUGAGGAGCCAGGAGGGGUAGCCAAGAAAAAACCUAAAGUCAAAGUAAAAGAAGCAAUUAAAGAACCACUCAAGAAAUUAAAGGAGAAGCAGGAAUCCAAGAAGGACGAAAUUAAAGAUGAGGAAGAAAAAAAGAAAGCCAGGAAAGAAAAAGAUGCUACUGGUCGAAAGGACAAGAAGGCUGUUGAUGUGAAUAAAUUAAAGAAAGAUUCUGACAAGGCUAAAAGAGACAGAGGAAAGGAAAAGGAAAAAGGCCUAGACAAAAAUGUAAAAUCCAAGGAGACUACAAAAAAAUCAGUCAGUGAAAAGGAUGGUACUAUUCAGGAAAAGGAACAUAGGAUUAUAGGAGAAUUCUGUUUGGAAGGACUUCAGGAGAUCCUUAUUCAAACAUCCUACUCAAAACAAGGUCAUCUCAGAGGCCUUAAAGAAAGAUCUGUCCCAGCACAGCCAACAUCACCAGAAUCUGAGGAGACCAUCCAGCCUGCUGAGAAAUCAUAUGUUGAAUCAGAGCACAAGAAUGCUGACAUAGACUUGGAAGAGGAAAUUCGAUCUGUUCUUCAUGAAGCUCUCCAUUCCCAGCCUGGAGAGAGACAUGAAGAUGUAGAUGAAAGUAUAAACGACCAGUGGCAAGUGAAGGAAGAAACACAUGGAGAAACUUUUGAACCUCCUAUGACAGAUGACUUGCUCAGAGAAUUAGAGAAUGAAAUGCUAGAAGCGUAUGAGACACCAGACUCCAUUCAGAAAGAUGCAGAUCUUUUGACGGAUGAUCUUGGAGCAACAGAGGCUGAACCAUAUGAAGCUCCAGUUUCAUAUGAGUAUGAUAUGGAUGUGGAAAAGACAGAAAGUGAUCCAGAAGCUCCAGGUGACUCUGAGCUAAUGCUAGAAGAUGCUGUUGAACAUUACACAGACGAUAGAGUGCAUGACAGUUAUAAUGAAGACUAUGAUGAAAUUAUUGAAGAUUUUGGUAUUGAUAAGGAGCUGUCAGAAAGUAAGCAUACAGAAGAUGUUGUGGCCACUGAACCAGAGGAAUCAG
Molecule: messenger RNA, 1548 nt
Organism: Tauraco erythrolophus (red-crested turaco)
Lineage: Eukaryota; Metazoa; Chordata; Aves; Musophagiformes; Musophagidae
Source: RefSeq, a predicted model, not a curated record